GAAACAACUCAAGACCGGGAACGGGUUGAAAAGCCUUAGGCUUUGGUCGAGAGGCAUGGUAUCGGUCGCGGUCUAGCCAAGACGGUAUGGGACAUUUUGGCCGGACUGUCUCUGUUAUUAUUCUGUAGCACUCUGGGUUCUUUCUAUUCAUAGAUCGAAUCGGGGGUGUUACAAAAGUUGGUAUCAAUCGGGGAUUGAGUGUAACCUUCCCUUUAGGACCUUAUCCAACGUUUCAGACUCAGCGCCUUCAAUUUCUCGCCGGCGGAAGAACAGAAUGGCGGGAAUAUCGACUUUCUCUGUAUAUUCAUCUCCUUCUUUGUGCAUAUCAUAUUCAACUACUUCAUCUUCAUCGCUCUCACUGUCUUUCUCGAAUCGAUCGGCGUUCCCUGUGCGGAUUUCUCCUCGAACCAACAGAUUUCCCGGGGUUUACUGUUCUUUGUCUGCCAAUGACAUCAAAGCCGGAACAAACAUCGAAGUCGAUGGUGCUCCUUGGCGUGUACUCGAGUUUCUUCAUGUCAAACCAGGGAAAGGCGCGGCAUUUGUGAGAACUAAGAUCAGGAAAUACGUCAAUGGUAGCACAGUGGAGAGAACAUUUCGUGCUGGAAUUUCUGUCGAAGAAGCAAAUGUAUUCAAAGAAACCAAACAGUUCACAUAUAGAGAAGGGUCUCAGUUUGUUUUCAUGGAUCUGAGCACGUACGAAGAAACACGUCUUAACGAAUCUGAUAUGGGUGAGAAGACGAGAUGGUUGAAAGAAGGAAUGGAAUGCAGUUUGCUGUAUUGGAAAGACAAGGUUAUCGAUUUCGAACUACCAAAUACGGUUAAGCUAAAAGUGGUUGAUGUUGAUCCUGGCCUUCGCGGUGACACUGUGCAAGGUGGAUCAAAGCCUGCGACAGUGGAAAUAGGAGCAGUAGUUACCGUACCACUCUUUGUUAACGUAGGUGAAGAAAUAUUGGUGGAUACUAGAACCGGUAUGUAUAUGAACCGAGCGUAACCGGGUCUACAUCUAAUUAAUUGGGUCUAAAAUCUAGAUCGACAAGGCAAAGAUGGAUUUUUUUUUGUUUGUGUAUACGAGGACAGAUGUUAUUUUAAAAGAAAUAAUAUUGAACACGAGAAGAC
Messenger RNA from Eutrema salsugineum, 1116 nucleotides. RefSeq names its product elongation factor P. Lineage: Eukaryota; Viridiplantae; Streptophyta; Magnoliopsida; Brassicales; Brassicaceae. The transcript has 7 exons. The record is from RefSeq and is a predicted model, not a curated record. Gene Ontology annotation, cellular component: cytoplasm. Gene Ontology annotation, molecular function: translation elongation factor activity. Gene Ontology annotation, biological process: peptide biosynthetic process; translational elongation. The coding region runs from base 275 to 991 and encodes 238 amino acids.